AUGGAGCACGGCUGCCGCCCCUCUCUGCUCUGCAGUCUCCCCUCCCUGCUUCUCCUCGUCCAGCUGCCCAUGUGGGGCUCUGCAGAAAAUUUCAUGGUGAUUGGCCCCUCGGAACCCAUCGUGGCAGUGCUGGGUGACGAUGCUAUUCUGCCCUGCUCCCUGUUCCCAGCCAUAAGUGCAGAGCACAUGGAGCUGAGGUGGAUUCGUUCCCAUUUCGUGGAGACCGUGUUCAUCUAUCGGAACCGUCAGGAGCAGAAGGAGGAUCAGAUGCCAGAGUACACAGGGAGGACCUCACUGGUGAAGGACUUCCUCACCCAGGGGCAGGCUGCCCUGCACAUCCACAAUGUCCAGGUUUCAGACAACGGGAUGUACUCCUGCUUCUUCGAAGAGGGAGGCUACUAUGAAGGGGCCAACUUAGAACUGAAGGUGGCAGGCCUGGGCUCUGCCCCUCAAGUGCACAUUGAAGGGCCAGAGCAGGACGGGGUCCGCGUGGUGUGCAAGGCCUCGGGCUGGUUCCCGAAGCCCCAAGUGCAGUGGACAGACCUCAGCGGGAAGAAGUUCCUGGAGUUCUCUGAGGCCCAUGCCCAGGACGCAGCAGGGCUGUUCAGCGUGGAGGCGGCUCUGGUGGUGAGAGACAGCUCUGCAGGGAGUGUGAGCUGCUCCGUCCUCAAUCCCAUCCUGGGCCAGGAGAAGGCCAUGGCCGUGUCCAUCCCAGAGCCCUUCUUCCCGCAGGCCUCUCCCUGGAAGGCAGCUUUUGCUGGGAUCCUGACGGUGCUGGGGCUCCUGCUCUUUGGGGCUGGCUGCUUCACCAGGAGAGAGCACUCUGCAAAGCUGCAGGAGAGGCAGAAACGUAAGAAUCUUGACUGGAUUAAGGUUCAGAGCAUCAGGAAGCACACAGUCUUUAAGUUUCUUGGAGAUGGAUGUUCAUGGGAUUUUUCUCUUUCAGACGAGCUCCAGGCAGAACUCGAUCGGAGGAAGACAGCUUACCUGGCUGCCUGGAGGAAGGCGCAGCUGUAUGCUGAUUGGCGGAAGGAAUGGUUCCAGGCCUGGCCUGUCACUCUGGAUCCAGUGUCCGCCCGUAGUGGUCUUGCCCUCUCUCCUGACAAGAUGAGUGUGACCUGGAAGGACACCACUGCGGGCUCAAAAUAUCGCUGCCCUGUGAGGGGCCUUGAGGGCAUCACGUCAGGAAGACGUUACUGGGAGGUGCAGAUCAGGAGUGGGAAGGGCAGCAAGUGGGCUGUGGGGGUCUGUAGGGAGGAUGUGACAAGGAAAGGCAGGUAUACAGAGUCCCCAGAUACGGGGUUCUGGGUUGUGGGGAGGCAUAUCAAGAAGUAUUAUGCCUGGACUAAGCCUCGGCAGGUUCUAAUCCUUAGGAAGUAUCCCCGCAGGGUGGGGAUUUUCGUGGACUACAGUGAGGGGGACGUCUCCUUCUACAACAUGACUGACGGCUCCCACAUUUUCUCCUUCCCCCCAGCUUCCUUCUCUGGAACCCUCUUUCCAUACUUCUCACUCUGGGGAGACAUGUCCCUGACCAUCUGCUCCACAGAGGGGGGGAGGUCUGAGGGGCUCCCUGUGCCCCUUAGCAAGUCUCCUUCUUUGGAGGAGGCUGUGAGGCCCCCAGGGGAGGGGCUCAGCUCAGGCUCUGGAGUUGAUGGAGCUCCCCCAGGGGCUGAGUCUCCAUUGCUGCCCUGA
Lepus europaeus (European hare) is the source of this 1692-nucleotide messenger RNA. RefSeq names its product butyrophilin subfamily 3 member A2-like. Gene Ontology annotation, biological process: T cell receptor signaling pathway; regulation of cytokine production. Gene Ontology annotation, molecular function: signaling receptor binding. Gene Ontology annotation, cellular component: external side of plasma membrane. The transcript has 9 exons. NCBI's taxonomy places the organism in Eukaryota, Metazoa, Chordata, Mammalia, Lagomorpha, Leporidae. Bases 1 to 1692 code for a protein of 563 amino acids. The record is from RefSeq and is a predicted model, not a curated record.